Molecule: messenger RNA, 465 nt
Organism: Mercenaria mercenaria
Lineage: Eukaryota; Metazoa; Mollusca; Bivalvia; Venerida; Veneridae
Exons: 1
Coding region: 1-465 (154 amino acids)
Source: RefSeq, a predicted model, not a curated record
AUGGAAUUUCUUGAACAACAGGCUAUAGCGACUGCACCCCUAGACUGUCGGCCAAAACUAUGGAAAAGGUAUGUGGAUGAUGUACUGGAAAUCAUCAGAAAGGGACAGGUUCAAAACCUUACUGAACAUUUGAACAAAGUGGAUACUACCGGCAGCAUUCAAUUCACUCAUGAGGCAGAGGAAGAUGGUAAGAUUCCCUUUCUAGACACACUUAUUGUAAGACAACCGGACGGAUCGGUAAAGUUACUUGUGUAUAGGAAGAAGGCUCACACUGACCGAUAUCUUCAGUUUGAUUCUCACCAUCCUUUACAACACAAAUAUAGUGUGAUAAGAACUCUGCUGGAAAGAUGUAACAGUGGUCACUCGAGUGGAGGACAAAAUCAGAGAAAAAGAACAUAUAACAUCAGCUUUAGUGAAAUGUGGGUACCUGAAAUGGGCCAUAGAAAAGGUGGAGAAAGAUAUUAA